AUGAUUCCAGAUCAUUUGUUUGAAGAGGGCAUAAAUUAUUCAUUACUCAGAAGAGACAUGAAGCAUGUACAGUUGAAUAGAGUUGUUUAUGAUAAGUCACAGAGGGAUUACGAGCGUGAGCAGCGUAAUCUGCUUUCAUCUCAAGAUGGUGACACUUGUGAAAUCCACGACCAGUUCUAUAGAGACCACAAGCUUCUCCUGGUUCUAUUCCGGGUGUUGGCUGUGAUGCCGAUCACACGCUCACGGCCUGGAACAAUCACAUUCAGCUGGAAAUCUCGGGCUACAAUCUAUGCCAUAUUCUUCUACAUCGUAACUACAGUAAUCGUUCUGGUCGUUGGGUACGAACGUAUAAUGAUCCUGCGUUCGACGAAAAGAUUCGACGAUUACAUUUAUGCUAUACUAUUCGUCGCCUUCCUCGUUCCACACUUUUGGAUCCCGUUCGUCGGGUGGGGUGUCGCACACCAAGUGGCCAUUUAUAAAACGAAUUGGGGAAAGUUUCAAGUUAGAUAUUAUCGUAUUACCGGUGAAAAUCUUCAGUUCCCGAACUUGAAAACUUCCAUAGUCAUCAUUAGCGCGGGUUGCUUACUCCUAGCAGUGGGCUUUCUUCUUAGUCUUUGUGCCUUAUUGGAUGGCUUCCUGUUACGUCAUACUAUGGCGUAUUAUCACAUUAUAACGAUGAUUAAUAUGAACUGUGCGCUUUGGUACAUUAACUGCAGAGGCAUCAAGAUUGCAUCUCAGAGCCUCUCCCGAUGCUUUCAGAGGGAUGUGAGGGUAGAAUGUACGGCCAGUCUGAUAUCAAGUUAUCGCUAUCUCUGGCUCAACUUAUCCGAGCAACUACAAUUGCUGGGAAACGCGUACGCACGAACCUAUUCCACAUAUUGUUUAUUCAUGUUCUUCAAUAUAACAAUAGCAGUGUACGGCGCGCUCUCGGAAAUCGUUGACCAUGGGUUCAGAUUUAGUUUCAAGGAAAUGGGACUCUUUGUAGACGCUGCCUAUUGCUCAACGCUACUCUUUAUUUUUGCCGAUUGUUCCCAUAAAUCUACGCUUCAGGUCGCCGCUGGGGUUCAAGACACUUUACUUUCAAUUGACGUGCUCUCCGUGGACCGACCGACUCAGAAAGAGAUUGAUCACUUUAUUCAGGCAAUUGAGAUGAACCCCGCUGUCGUAAGCCUGAAAGGUUACGCACAUGUUAAUAGAGAACUUCUAACAUCGGCAAUAAGCAUGAUUGCAAUAUACCUCAUAGUUUUACUGCAAUUCAAGAUUUCGCUGCCCAAGGACCCGAACGUAUAACUUCACAUCUCUUCGCAUCUGGAUCUCAAAAAA
Molecule: messenger RNA, 1323 nt
Organism: Maniola jurtina (meadow brown)
Lineage: Eukaryota; Metazoa; Arthropoda; Insecta; Lepidoptera; Nymphalidae
Product: gustatory and odorant receptor 22-like
Exons: 9
Coding region: 1-1290 (429 amino acids)
Biological process (GO): sensory perception of taste
Cellular component (GO): membrane
Source: RefSeq, a predicted model, not a curated record